AUGGAAUGUUCAGAACCACUAGGGCUGGUGCGAAGUGACUUGCAAACCAGAAGAUCACAUGUCCUCUUGGCUGCCUCCGGAAGUGUGGCAGCCAUUAAAUUUGAAAAUCUCUGCCGCAGCUUUUCUGAGUGGGCCGAGGUUCGGGCGGUCACGACCAAGUCAGCUUUGCAUUUUAUUGACACGUCAUCACUUUCAAGGGACGUCGUCCUUUACACCGACGAUGAUGAAUGGUCCACCUGGAGUAAGAUAGGUGAUAGCGUACUGCACAUUGAGCUCAGGAAGUGGGCGGACCUCAUGGUUAUCGCCCCAUUGUCAGCAAAUACUCUUGGCAAGGUAUUUACUGCUGCGUUAUUAUCUCCGAUUGAGAUGAUAACAGUCUCUGUCAUGAUUGUUGGGUUUCAUUUCCCCUGACUCUUGGUUAGUCAAUUGAUUCAGCACCUCUCUUAUGUGUCGUUUUCUCACUUGGUUGUAUUUUUUAAUGGUUUCUGAAGAUUGCUGGGGGAUUGUGUGACAAUCUACUGACCUGUAUCGUACGGGCAUGGGACUACAGCAAGCCUCUGUUUGUUGCUCCUGCUAUGAACACCUUCAUGUGGAAUAAUCCUUUUACAGAGCGCCACCUCAGCUUGAUUACUGAAUUGGGCAUUUCUCUGAUCCCCCCUGUGACGAAGAGAUUGGCUUGUGGAGACUAUGGAAAUGGUGCAAUGGCUGAGCCUUCUGUCAUUAACGCCACUGUGAGGCUUUCCUUUCCUCAUCCAUUCUUAAAUGUAUCUAACCCUCACCCUCCCCGGGGGGGGGACCUCCCUCCUCAGUAA
Molecule: messenger RNA, 812 nt
Organism: Spirodela intermedia
Lineage: Eukaryota; Viridiplantae; Streptophyta; Magnoliopsida; Alismatales; Araceae
Source: the annotation of a GenBank genome assembly